ACCUCGACCACCACCCAGCCAAGCCAACUGCCGAUAAGCUAUCGCUGGCAUUGAGCAUGUCUCUAUCGCAGCGGCCUGUCGGACCCGACCCGACAGUUUGGGACGCGGCGUGGCAAGCCUUGGUUAGGGUGACCAAGCAGCGAGUGACCCUGGAUUUGCUGUGGAUCUGCUGAGCGUCGUGCUUCUCUGCUGAAGAUAGCACCGCAGAACCUGUGAUGGCGUGAUCGCCCCGGGGAUGGUACGUGCAUCCACUGCCCAGGAUAUAAUUCUCAGUUCAAGCACGCUCCGUGCUCCCUUUGGUGUGUUCGAUGCGGCCAUCCGGACUCUGGACAUUCAAUUGCUCCGCAGCUCAGAACGAAACCAGCCCCUGAUCACCCUCACGCCGGAGCGACGCGCACGUGCCAGGAAACAUGGCGCAUUCGGUCAGCGAGAAGGAGCGCGAGCUUGACAGUGGCUCCAAGAAUGACGUCCGUCUUGGCGAGGCUCGCGUGCCCGACGCGCAGCCGCGCACUCUGCGCCAGAAGAUCUCCGCCGUGGUGUGGGACUCGCUCGACAAGACGCCCCAGGAGCGCAAGUUCAUCUCGAAGAUCGACUGGUGGAUCCUCUCGUAUUGUUGUGUCGCCUAUUUCGUCAAAUACCUUGACCAGACCAAUGUCUCGAAUGCCUAUGUCUCGGGCAUGCAGAAGGACCUUGCCAUGGGUGGAAAUCAGCUCAAUUUGUUGACUACUUACUGGAAUGUCGGCUACAUCAUCGGCCAGCUUCCUUCUCAGCUUGUUCUCACGAAGAUCCGCCCUUCUAUCUGGUUGCCCUCGCUCGAGAUCAUCUGGAGCAUUCUCGUCAUCGGCAUGGCCGGGGCCAAAAACGUUGAGACGCUGUACGCCUUGCGGUUUUUUGUCGGCCUGCUCGAAGCAUCCGCGUACCCGGGUAUCAUGACGCUACUAGGUAACUGGUAUACGCCUGCUGAGCUAGGCAAGCGCGCCUGCAUCUUCCAGGCCUCUUCGUCCGCCGCACAGAUGUUCUCGGGCUAUCUCCAGGCUGCGCUUUACAGUGGCAUGAAUGGCCGUGGCGGACUGGCAGCCUGGCAGUGGCUUUUCGUAUUUGACGGCAUCAUCGGCAUCCCCAUCGCCGCGUACGGCUACUGGGCCAUCCCCGACCAGCCUACCUCGUCCAAAGCGCGCUGGCUCAAGGAAGAGGACCGCGCCAUGGCCAUUGGCCGUAUGGAGUCGUGUGGCCGCGCGCCGAUGAAGAAGCUGACGUGGAAGAUUAUCCGCGAGAUCCUGACCUCCUGGCCUGUGUAUCUCUUCUGCACCAUCUUCAUCUUCCACGUGCUCGGCAUCCGCAUCUAUGCGUACAUGAACCUCUGGCUCAAGGCAACGGGCCUGUACACGACCGAGGAGGUCAACAUCAUCCCGACGGCUGGCUAUGGCGCGCAGAUCUUCUUCACCCUGACGUACGCGUGGACGAGCGACGCCAUCGGCCUGCGCUGGCCCCUGAUCAUCGUGGCCUGCCUGAUCGCCAUGGCCGGCACCAUCAUCCUCUCCGUGUACCCGGAGGGCAACAUCCCCGCCAUGAUGGCGGGCUGGCUGCUCACUUUUCUCGAGACCGGCGCGGGCGCGCUCAUCAUCACGUGGAUCAACGAGGUGUGCUCGCACUCGGCCGAACACCGCGCGAUCAUCAUCGGCGUGGUCGAGACCGCGGCCUUCACGUUUCAGGCGUGGGUUCCGCUGCUGGUGUACAACACGGGUGAAGCCCCCAAGUUCAGGAUCGGCUACAAGAUGGCCACAGUGUUCUUUGGACUCGAGAUCGUCAUGACGCUGGCGAUCUUGUACUGUGCCAAGAAGUGGCCGCAGAGGAAGCGAGAGGAGACUGCGUCGUUGUCUGACGAGGGUGUGGCAGUAUGAUUGGAGGACUAGUCUGUUCGAGCGGUUCAGAGGGUCCGCUGUGUCUUCCGGGCAAAUUAGGCACCACUAAGCUGCCGUAUCUUGCAUGCAAAUAUAAGGUCCAGGAAUUCCGUCGUUGUUGGUCACAUGUCUGAGAAAGAGAGAAAGUCUUUGCUACAGCAACCAGGUCACGUAUCGAGAUAUCG
Microdochium trichocladiopsis is the source of this 2086-nucleotide messenger RNA. Its product is annotated as pantothenate transporter liz1. Gene Ontology annotation, molecular function: transmembrane transporter activity. Gene Ontology annotation, cellular component: membrane. The coding region runs from base 411 to 1901 and encodes 496 amino acids. The transcript has 5 exons. Gene Ontology annotation, biological process: transmembrane transport. The record is from RefSeq and is a predicted model, not a curated record. NCBI's taxonomy places the organism in Eukaryota, Fungi, Ascomycota, Sordariomycetes, Xylariales, Microdochiaceae.